Messenger RNA from Glycine soja, 1158 nucleotides. Its product is annotated as glutamate dehydrogenase 1-like. Gene Ontology annotation, molecular function: L-glutamate dehydrogenase (NAD+) activity. Gene Ontology annotation, biological process: L-glutamate catabolic process. The record is from RefSeq and is a predicted model, not a curated record. The coding region runs from base 1 to 1158 and encodes 385 amino acids. The transcript has 9 exons. Lineage: Eukaryota; Viridiplantae; Streptophyta; Magnoliopsida; Fabales; Fabaceae. Gene Ontology annotation, cellular component: mitochondrion.
AUGAAUGCACUAGCAGCCACCAACAGGAACUUUAACUUGGCCUCUAGGCUUCUGGGAUUGGAUUCAAAGCUUGAGAAAAGUUUGUUGAUUCCAUUCAGGGAAAUCAAGUUCACCAACUCUAGCUCUAAAUCAUGUGUCAGAAUAAUGCAUGUUGAAUGUACCAUACCUAAACAUGAUGGCACGUUGCAAUCUUAUGUUGGGUUCAGGGUUCAACAUGAUAAUGGCACAGGCCCCAUGAAAGGAGGAAUCAGAUACCAUCCUGAGUUAUGCUUUAGCACAACUAAUGACAUGGAAAACAACUGUAGGCUUGUAGCAAAUAUACCAUAUGGUGGUGCCAAAGGAGGGAUAGGUUGUGACCCAGCAGAAUUAAGUAUAUUUGAGUUAGACAGACUUACUAGAGUUUUUACACAAAAAAUUCAUGAUUUGAUUGGAACUCACACAGAUGUGCCAGCACCUUAUAUGGGAACAGGACCACAGACCAUGGCAUGGAUACUAGACGAGUAUUCCAAAUUCCACGGUUACUCUCCUGUAGUAGUGACUGGAAAACCUAUAGAUCUUGGUGGAUCUCUAGGUAGAGACGUGGCUACGGGAUGGGGAGUCCUCUUUGCAACAGAGGCUUUGCUUAAUGAGUAUGGAAAGAGUGUAUCUGGACAACGGUUUGUCAUACAGGGUUUUGGAAAUGUAGGGUCAUGGGCUGCCCAAUUAAUUAGUGAUAAAGGUGGAAAAGUUGUUGUUGUCAGUGACAUAACUGGAGCCAUAAAGAACAGCUAUAGUAUUGACAUCCCAAACCUUCUUGAGCAUUCCAAAGUGCACAGGGGAGUAAAAGGAUUCCAUGGUGGUGAUCCAAUUGACCCUAACUCAAUAUUGGUUGAAGAUUGUGAUGUUCUAGUCCCAACAAGUCUUGGGGGUGUCAUCGAUAAGGAAAAUGCAAAUGAAAUCAAGGCCAAAUUUAUUGUGGAAGCAGAUAAUCACCCAACUGACCCAAAGCCAGAUGAGAUUCUGAAGAAGAAAGGGGUUGUCAUCCUCCCAGACAUAUUUGCAAACUCAGGAGGCGUUACAGUUAGCUACUUUGAGUGGGUUCAGGAAAGAUGUAUUCUGUAUGGUAUUCCCACUAGCCUAAUGCCAGUAAAACAGAGUAUAAAUUGCUGCAAGUUUUAA